AUGCUGCGACUCUCGCGGCUCGCACUCUGCCCGUGCGCAACCCGCCCACUCGCGCCGCUCCUCCUCCUCUCGCCCUCCCCGUCCUCAUCGCUCGCACUCGCAUCCUCACAUCGCCCACUCUCAACCACACCCGCACGCGCGAAAACCCCUCCUACUCUCGCAGAACGUCAAGCCCGCAAAGCUCGCAAACAAGCUCACCGAGACUGGCUCGCGCGCAACCCUGACCGUCCCGAACCCAGACUCGCGAGUUCGUCCCUCGCGCGCAUCAAGACGCUCGACCAGAUCCGCGGGGAGCGCGCAGAGAAAAAGGCGCGCAAGAAGGCGGAGAAGCUGGAAAAGGCCGAGAAGCAGCUCGAGCGGAGACGCAGGGCGAGGGAGGCUCUCCCCUUCGAGGCGCGCAACAGCGACUCGCACCAGCUCGCGACGACCGUCAAGCGCUUGUUCCUCUCCCCCGCGGCGGGCGGCGCGGCAGCCGGACCGACCGUCGGGCUCGGCGAGGCGCUCAACCUCAUCCGCUCACACAGCGACAAGGCCAACGUCGUCGUCUGGAACGGCUUCCUCCAACUCAUCCUCAACCCCGUCCUCGUCGACGCCAAGAAGAGCAAGUUUGCCCAGGUCAACGGCUCGCUCGGGCACGCGUUUGCGGUCAAGAAGGCGUACGAGGUCUGGAUGGAGAUGAAGCGGAGGGGCAUCACGCCCAACGUACGCAGCUACCAGACGUUCUUGACGGGCUCGGCCAAGCGCGCGCGAUUCAUCGCCGAGGCCGUCAAGGACAUGGGCGACAACAGGGACCGCGCCAACACCCUCGCGCGCGUCAUGGACGGCUGGAAUGCAGAGUUGCGCGCGAAAGUAGAGACUGUCCACAAGCAGUGGCUUGCGCACUGCGAGCGCGUCGGGAUCAAGGCGGCGGAGCAGGCAGAGACGGGACGGUUCGGAAUCGGCGAGGACGAGAUCGAGUACGAGGAUGUCGAGGAGGAAUACAGGCGCGGCAGCGGGCGCAAAGCGCGCGGGACCAAGGUUCGCGAGCGAGAAGGGCGGUUCGAGACGCCAGGCGACCUCUCGCCUGUCCCGACCACGCAGUAUCUCGGCUUCCUCGCCCACAAUCUCGCGGUAGUUACCGCGCCCUCGUCGACCGGCUCUCGUGCGCAGGGAGGUCCCGCGAUCCUCUCUGCCCUCCUUCGCACGUUCGAGGCGAUGCCGGAUGCGGACGACAAGGACCGCGAGGUGGCCCGCUUGGCCAAGACGGGCGUCACGUACGGCGUCGUCUUUGGCGCGCUCAAGGAUGCCGUGCACGCGGUCGUGCCCGCGGGCAAGCGGGCACUGGCGGAGACGGAGGACGCCGAGGGCGUCACUGCGAGUCGGCAUGCGACGGAUGGAGCGAACGACGAGCUCGACUUUGGCGAGUCCGAGUCGUCGUACCCGUCCCUCGCCGCUUUGCUCAAGACGGCUACGACGUACUGGGACAACCUCGUCGCGCACCGCCCGCUCGCCAACGCCCCUCUUUCGACCUCCCGCAUCCCUUCCCCCGGCUCGAGCGACUACAACCUCGACCCGAUCGUCGCCACCCGCUUCCUCAGCAUCUUCACCGUCCCUCCAGCCUCGCUCGUUCCCUUCCCUCUCGUCGCUCGCGCGCUCGAAGUCGCACAAUCCGCAUUCGGGUUCGUCCCGCCCAACAACCUCGCCGACCUCGAGUACCCGCAUCCUCCGUCUCUCAAAACCCCGCUCGCGACCCCGAUCGAUUCUCGCGGAUUCUCGGUUGCGUUGGCCGUUGCGAGGAGGGCGGGCAAGGAAAGUUGGGUCAAGGCUUGGUGGGAGAUGGUUGCGCAUUAUCCGGAGCGAUUCGGGUUCAAGCAUCGCCCGGAUGUCGAUUUGUUCUUGAGGAGGAGGGAGCAGGCCGAGAUUGUUAUGCGCGCUUGUGCGUCGCAGAGGGACUCGUACGGCAUCGAGGAAAUGAUGGAGCACCUCACCGAACUUUCGCUACACAACACACACAAGCCCCUCGUCUCGACCUACGAAGUGGCCCUGUCCUCCCUCCACCGCAUCGGCUCGAUCGAGUCGACCAACGCCGCCCUCCGCCUCUGGUGGGACAUGGUCCGCACCGACCCGCCUCUCGUACCCGGUCAGAAGCCCCGCCGGCGAGGCGAGGACGACGAGCCUGGCCAUGCUGUACACCUCAGCUAUGCGCGCUCGGCGGAGAGUGUGAUUCGCGCGGCGCUCGCGACGAGGGACAAGUCGCUCGUCUGGCGCGCAGUCAAGGCUGUUGCCUUCCCCUCCGCCCCUGGAGACCCCGAAGCGUUCGAGGAAGGCGACGGCAAAGGCGUCAGCUUCGAUGCCCUCUCGCCGAAGAACUUCCCGCCCAGCGUCACGGACGGCGAAGGCAAGCGCGCCGAGUUGACGAAGAACUUCGUCUCGCUCGCCAGCGCGUACGUCGGAGCUCUCAGCCGCCUCGUCCCGUCGGGCAGCUCGGAGCGCAAGGGCGAGAGGGGCGAAGCCGUCUUGCCGCCCAAGAUGGUCGCCGACCUCAAGGACUGGCACGACAAGUUGAAGGUUUGGAUGAGGCAGACGGGCGCCGAGGCGGGUUUGCACGUGCGUGGAGAUGUCGUUGGCGACAUGGCGGAGCGGAGGGCGUUGAGGGCGGAGCGCGAGCGCGAGAGGGCGGCGGCGCCGCAGCAGAGGCGGGAGGAGCGGAGUGAGGAGGACGAGGACGGCGAGGAGUCCGGCAAGUUGCAGCGGAAGGCGAGGCGGGAGAAGUGGUGGAGCGAGCGGCAGGAGAAGGAGGCGGAACUGGAGUUGCUGGGUCUCAAGCCGACUGAGCGACGAGGCGGCUUCCGGGACGGCGCGCACAAGCCACGCCCGAGCUGGCGCGACCGCGACGAGAAGCACAGGCGCGGGUUCAGCGACGGGCCGAAGCAGGACAGGCUGACGGGCAGGAGGCACCUCAAGCCUCGCUAUGGAUAG
Molecule: messenger RNA, 2958 nt
Organism: Rhodotorula toruloides NP11
Lineage: Eukaryota; Fungi; Basidiomycota; Microbotryomycetes; Sporidiobolales; Sporidiobolaceae
Exons: 2
Coding region: 1-2958 (985 amino acids)
Molecular function (GO): protein binding
Source: RefSeq, a predicted model, not a curated record